Tricharina praecox is the source of this 840-nucleotide messenger RNA. Its product is annotated as thioredoxin-like protein. The transcript is spliced from 4 exons. The record is from RefSeq and is a predicted model, not a curated record. Gene Ontology annotation, biological process: regulation of G protein-coupled receptor signaling pathway. The coding region runs from base 1 to 840 and encodes 279 amino acids. Lineage: Eukaryota; Fungi; Ascomycota; Pezizomycetes; Pezizales; Pyronemataceae.
AUGGACGCUUUCGCCCCAGUUAAAGAUGAGGCCUCUCGUCGCCAUCCUGAGGAUCUAGUGGACUCGGAUAUUGAGAGUGAAAUCGACAGCAACGCAAGCAUCGACUUCGAAAACGACGCUCACGACAACGAAGACUUUGUGAUUCCCGGAACCGGACCUAAAGACAUGCCUCUCUUCAAGCCUUCCUCGAAGCUUUCUGGCUCGCACCAGACCGGUGUGAAAGGUGUCAUUGCCGAUGCGACCUCGUUCGAGACUGCACGCCGCCAGACGCGGAGACAACAGAAGCAGAAGUCGGCAGACUACACCUUUGCCGGCUACAUCUCCCCCUCCGAGAUGGAUGCGCGAACACCCCUCAACCAGGCCAGCGACCCCGAGAGCGGCGACGACGAGGGCUUCAUCCGGUCGUGGCGCAAGCACCGCAUGGCCGAGUUGAGGACCGGAAUCGCUACCCAGAGGAAACAAUCGCCCAGCAAGCGAAAGUACGGACGCGUUGUGACGGUGGAUGCCGUGGGAUACCUGGACGCUAUCGAGAAGGUUUCGCCAGAAACGGUGGUGGUGGUUACCAUCUUCAAUGACGAGUCGGAUGAAUCCAGAUUCGUUGAGGAUUGCCUAAAUACCCUGUGCCGACGCUACCCUACAACCCGGUUCGUGAAGCUGCACCAUGUCGAGGCCGAGAUGGAGGCGUCGGUUGUUCCUGCGGUUUUAGCGUACAAAGCCGGAGAGCUCUUCGCCAACAUUAUCCGCAUCGUCGACGAGAUCCCCCCUGGACGCAACCUCAGCACCGACAGUCUGGAGCUGGUGCUCCGAAGUAUAGUAAGCAAGGACCGACAACAGAUAUAG